Messenger RNA from Bombus pascuorum, 1326 nucleotides. RefSeq names its product baculoviral IAP repeat-containing protein 3-like. Lineage: Eukaryota; Metazoa; Arthropoda; Insecta; Hymenoptera; Apidae. The transcript has 4 exons. The coding region runs from base 1 to 1326 and encodes 441 amino acids. The record is from RefSeq and is a predicted model, not a curated record.
AUGAUGCCUGUAAUGAGAUCGCGAUAUUUGGCGGAAGAAAAUUCAGAAUCUUCGGAACACGAAGAAUCAGUGCCUGCUCCUGGCACAUUGUCCGAUGAUUUAAACUCAUCGCUUGAUUCAACCUUGACGAUUGAUUCAAAUUCAUCGGUUCAUUCAACUUUGUCGAUUGAGCCAACAUCGGAGGACGAUUUAGCCGCAUGCACAGUCGAGGUGAUUGAUUUAACAUCACCGAUGCCAUCGACGUCGGGAAUGCCGCCAACAUUCCCGAUACAAAUGCCGCUGGAUUAUCCAAUUGCAUCGUUCCCAUCCACGUUGCGCGGCAUUCAAGAAAAUUAUGACGAUUUUCGUUUUGAAGCAGCAAGACGAUCAAGUUUUCAAAACUGUCCCGUAUCUUUCAUUGACCCUGCCAGUUUUGCAGCUGCAGGGCUGUAUUAUACGGGAGAAGCGGACAUAGUCCGUUGUUUUGAAUGUCAGUUGGAAAUAAGACACUGGUCAGAGGGACAUACUCCCAUGACAAUUCAUGAGAUGCAUUCUCCAGACUGCAAAUUUGUUCGUAGAGAACACUGUAAUAACGUACCAAUCGGCCAAGAUCCUGAUAAAUAUCUACGGAGAAAACGAAGAAAUAGAAACAUAUCUUGCCCUUAUGGUUUACAAUAUAAAGACUCAUUUGAUUUCAAUGACCAUCGAUUUUUAAGAUAUGCACGAAACCCGUCGGCAUACGAAUUGAGCCGUUUGGGACUAACAAGUGUUAAGGAACCAAAAAAUUUGGAUUAUAGUACUUACAAAUCCAGAUUAAAUUCAUUUGCAAAUUGGCCUACAUAUAUGAAACAGACAGGUGAAGCAUUAGCCGACGCCGGCUUUUACUAUACCGGAGUAAGAGAUAUUACCACCUGUUACCACUGUGGAGUUGGUAUAGGAAAUUGGAAAACAGAAGAAGAACCUUGGGUUCAACAUGCAAUGCUAUCUCCCUGUUGCAGUUAUCUAUUAACAGUACGAGGGACGCAAUACGUCAAUGAUGCAACAGGCCAAGAGUUAUACGAUACUUGCGAAGGGCCAUCAGUACAAACUACAGCUGAGAGCCAUGAGAAAGCCACUAGUGACAAUGAAGUUAUCGAGAUGACUCUCCCUAAGAAACAAGCUGCUCUGGAGGAAGAGAAGAAGAAAUUGAUAGAUGCUCGAAGGUGUACAGUUUGCAAGGAACGAGAAGCAAUAAUGACAUUUAUACCUUGCGGACACCUUGUCACAUGUCAGUAUUGCUCCCAAGCUUUUGGACAAUGCCUAAUUUGCGGCAGAGAAAUUGAAGCACAAAUUCGUGUAUUUUUUUAA